Messenger RNA from Phaeodactylum tricornutum CCAP 1055/1, 744 nucleotides. RefSeq lists its product with no specific name. The transcript has a single exon. The record is from RefSeq and is a predicted model, not a curated record. Lineage: Eukaryota; Bacillariophyta; Bacillariophyceae; Surirellales; Neidiaceae. The coding region runs from base 1 to 744 and encodes 247 amino acids.
AUGUCAACGGACGCCAAUGAAAACACUAAUCCUGUGAAUAAUGAAACGCACAACAAUGACGGUGUAGGGGAAACAAAACCGGCAGCUGCUGCUGGCGACGCGACGAAUUGUGCAAAACGCGCAGCCCUGGUCGAUUUGGACGAAGAAGAAAAUUCGAAACGCAUGAAAGUAGAAGUGUACGAUCUUGCGGAAACGAUGGGUUUCAAGGCUGGGGAUCGUUUGGAGGUAGAGUGGGAAAUUGUGGACGCGUCGUCGACACCGGGGACACACGAAGCAGAUGAUGCUCUAGCAAGAACGCGCUGGUGGGGCGCGACUUUGAUGGAGCAUGACGGGAGAACGGAAGAUUCUGUGGCGAUCCGCACGCUCGAUUAUGAUCCGUACGUGGAAGGAGGAUUUCCUGAUCAUUCGAAAGAAGAUGUCAUUUUCUUGGGCCGUGAUCUGCUGGUCGAUCCCGUUACACAAACAGAACUGCAGUUCCGUCGGCAAGGUGCUGAAGAGGAGGACACUGUGUACGUGGGGCGCGAAGAUAUUGAGAGCAUCGUGAACGCAACACUUGCCCAGGCGUUGCAAAGGAAUCAAAGCUCGUGGAAUGCGAUGGAACCAUCAAAACAGGCUUUCAUUGCAUCGAUGAUUGCUGAAAAGAAGGAAAAGCUUACCGAGCUUCUUUCGAGCCACGCCGACGCGAACGGUGUUGUUACUGCGGACGACAUGCGCACCAUAUUGACGCAAACGAUGGAGCUUUGA